This is a messenger RNA of Loxodonta africana (African savanna elephant), 433 nucleotides long. Its product is annotated as high affinity nerve growth factor receptor-like. Gene Ontology annotation, biological process: cell surface receptor protein tyrosine kinase signaling pathway; cellular response to nerve growth factor stimulus; nerve growth factor signaling pathway. Gene Ontology annotation, cellular component: signaling receptor complex; plasma membrane; axon. Gene Ontology annotation, molecular function: ATP binding; neurotrophin binding; transmembrane receptor protein tyrosine kinase activity. The record is from RefSeq and is a predicted model, not a curated record. Bases 10 to 339 code for a protein of 109 amino acids. The transcript has 2 exons. NCBI's taxonomy places the organism in Eukaryota, Metazoa, Chordata, Mammalia, Proboscidea, Elephantidae.
GGCCGCACCAUGCUGCCCAUCCGCUGGAUGCCGCCCGAGAGCAUCCUCUACCGCAAGUUCACUACCGAGAGCGACGUGUGGAGCUUCGGCGUGGUGCUCUGGGAGAUCUUCACCUAUGGCAAGCAGCCCUGGUACCAGCUCUCCAACACCGAGGCGAUUGAGUGCAUCACGCAGGGCCGUGAGCUGGAGCGGCCACGUGCCUGCCCACUUGAGGUCUACGCCAUUAUGCGGGGCUGCUGGCAGCGGGAGCCCCAGCAACGCCACAGCAUCAAGGACGUGCACGCCCGGCUGCAAGCCCUGGCCCAGGCGCCUCCCGUCUACCUGGAUGUCCUGGGCUAGGGGCCCGCCCAGGAGCUGGGGGUGGGGAGCUGGGAUGCUGGGACCUUCCCUCAGCAACUCCUAUAGCUCCCAGCACCCCCAGGGUGAUCACAAA